Molecule: messenger RNA, 511 nt
Organism: Pelodiscus sinensis (Chinese soft-shelled turtle)
Lineage: Eukaryota; Metazoa; Chordata; Testudines; Trionychidae
Source: RefSeq, a predicted model, not a curated record
AUGGGGAAUCGGGCGAAGUUGGCGCCCUCCAGCCGCUCGUCCCGUGCCAUGGCCCGGCUAUGGCUCUUCCUCUGCGGCUUCGUGGCGCUCCUGUCCGCCGGAGCCAGCUCGGCCGCGCAGCCAGAAAGAUGCAGCAUACCAGAGGAGGUCAACAAUGCAGAAAUUAAAGUCAACAAUAAUAAUUUAUUGAAUGCCACACUGCGGUACAGAUGCAAAGAUGGUUACAAAAGGAAAGCAGGAACAUCCAGUCUCAUUUUGUGUCAAAAAGACAGUAUCACCAACAUGCUCCAUUGGACACAGCCAAAUAUAAUAUGUAUUCGGGACCCUGCUCUACCUCCUUUAACUUCCAGCCCCAGGCAGACAACGUUGGCACCCAGGACCACCUCUACCAGUAGAGUGCCACAUUUAAGUCAGAUUGUCAGCUUUCAGUUUAAGGACCAUCUGGCUUGCACGGUGUGUUUAUACAAGAUUUGACACAAUGGAGCGUAGCCCAGACUAGAAGCUUCAGGAC